CAUGCUAAAACCCAUGCUGGCCGUCUUGCUUGAACUAGUUAGGGUUGGGUCGGUUCAAUUCGGAAUGCCAUCAUCAGUAGACGUAAGUGUUUGAGCAGCAACACUCAAAAUCUUAAACCCCAAACACUCCUCACCUCUCUUCUUCUAUUUUCUCGUUCCGCCAUGGAUGGAAACUUAUACGACGAAUUCGGUAACUACAUCGGACCUGAUAUCGAAUCCGAUCAAGACAAUGACUCUGAUGAAAUCCCCUCCGACGACGAGCGCCAGUCCGACGAAGAACCCGACCCAUCAACCACUCAAGCGGGCCCCGGCAAUGGUUGGAUAUCUACCACAAACAAUGUCCAAUCCGACGAAGAUAUCGAAAUGGUUGAAAAUCAGGUUGUACUUGCUGAAGACAAGAAGUAUUAUCCUACUGCUGAAGAAGUUUAUGGUGAAGAUGUUGAAACCCUAGUUGAAGAUGAAGAUGAACUUCCUCUUGAACAACCUAUAAUUAAGCCUGUUAGAACACUUAAAUUUGAAUUAGGGGUUAAAGAUUCAUCUACGUAUGUUUCUACUCAGUUUAUGCUUGGUCUUAUGUCUAACCCUAAUUUAGUACGAAAUGUUGCACUUGUUGGUCAUCUUCAUCAUGGGAAGACUCUUUUUAUGGAUAUGCUUGUUGAACAGACUCAUCAUAUUUCUACUUUUGAUCCUAAGAAUGAGAAGCAUAUGAGAUAUACGGAUACAAGGGUUGACGAGCAGGAGAGGAGGAUUUCUAUUAAGUCAGUGCCGAUGUCUCUUGUCCUUGAGGAUAGCAACUCAAAGUCAUUUCUGAUCAAUAUCAUGGAUGCCCCUGGUCAUGUGAAUUUCUCCGAUGAAAUGAGUGCUGCUCUCAGGCUUGCUGAUGGAGCUGUCCUGGUUGUUGAUGCUGCUGAAGGUGUCAUGGUCAAUACUGAGAGGGCUAUUCGCCAUGCAAUCCAGGAACGCCUCCCAAUUGUUGUUGUUAUCAACAAGGUUGAUAGGUUGAUUACCGAGCUUAAAUUGCCUCCUAAGGAUGCCUACCAUAAGUUGAGGCAUACUCUGGAAAUUAUCAACAAUCAUAUUACAGCUGCUUCCUCAAGUGCUGGUAAUUUGCAGCUUAUAGAUCCCACAGCAGGAAACGUCUGCUUUGCCAGUGCGACAGCAGGAUGGUCAUUUACUUUGCAAUCAUUUGCAAAACUAUAUGUAAAACUGCAUGGGGUUCCAUUUGAUGCUACUAAGUUUGCUUCUCGUCUUUGGGGUGACAUUUACUACCAUCCUGACGGCAGAACUUUUAAGAGAAAACCUCCGGCAACUGGAGGGGAAAGAUCUUUUGUUCAGUUUAUUUUAGAACCCCUGUAUAAAUUAUAUAGUCAAGUUAUAGGAGAGCAUAAAAAGAGUGUAGAGGCUACACUAGCAGAACUUGGUGUUACACUUCCAAAUGCUGCAUACAGGUUGAAUGUUCGUCCAUUGCUAAGACUUGCCUGUAGCUCAGUUUUUGGUACAGCUACAGGCUUCACUGAUAUGAUCGUUCAUCACAUUCCCUGUGGCAAAGAAGCUGCUUCAAGAAAGGUUGACCACAUAUACACUGGUCCAAAAGACUCUGUGAUUUACCAGUUCAUGGAAAAUUGUGAUUCGUCGGGGCCGCUUAUGGUAAAUGUCACCAAACUCUAUCCGAAAUCAGAUUGCAGUGUUUUUGAUGCCUUUGGAAGAGUGUACAGUGGUGUGCUCCAAACUGGGCAGACUGUUCGUGUGCUGGGAGAAGGGUACUCACCUGAGGAUGAAGAAGAUAUGACUGAGAAAGAGGUAACAAAGCUGUGGGUUUACCAAGCUCGUUACAGGGUACCUAUAAGCAAGGCACCCCCUGGUUCAUGGGUUCUCAUUGAAGGUGUAGAUGCCUCUAUCAUGAAGACUGCAACACUAUGUAAUGUUGAUUUGGACGAGGAUGUCUACAUAUUCCGUCCUCUUCAGUUUAAUACACUUUCAGUGGUGAAAACUGCUACGGAGCCUCUUAAUCCUAGUGAACUACCAAAAAUGGUGGAGGGUCUGAGAAAAAUCAGCAAAAGCUACCCUCUUGCUAUUACCAAAGUAGAGGAAUCUGGGGAGCAUACUAUUUUGGGCACAGGGGAGUUGUACCUUGAUUCUAUCAUGAAGGACUUAAGGGAGCUUUAUUCUGAAGUAGAAGUGAAGGUUGCAGAUCCAGUUGUCUCGUUCUGUGAAACAGUGGUAGAAUCAUCAUCAAUGAAGUGUUUUGCAGAGACUCCAAAUAAGAAGAACAAGAUUACUAUGAUUGCGGAGCCAUUGGAGAGAGGUCUUGCGGAGGAUAUCGAGAAUGGUGUUGUGAGCAUUGAUUGGCCUCGAAAGAAACUGGGAGACUUUUUUCAAACGAAGUAUGACUGGGAUUUGUUGGCUGCACGUUCUAUAUGGGCUUUUGGUCCAGAUAAGCAGGGUCCUAACAUUCUAUUAGAUGACACACUUCCUAGUGAAGUUGACAAAAACAUGUUGAAUGCUGUGAAGGAUUCGAUUGUUCAAGGCUUCCAAUGGGGUGCUCGAGAAGGCCCUCUCUGCGAUGAACCAAUCCGAAAUGUUAAAUUCAAGAUAGUUGAUGCUAGGAUUGCUCCAGAGCCUUUACAUCGGGGCACUGGACAAAUCAUCCCCACUGCUCGUCGUGUGGCUUAUUCAGCUUUUCUUAUGGCGACCCCUCGUCUAAUGGAGCCAGUUUAUUAUGUGGAGAUACAAACGCCAAUAGAUUGUGUUUCUGCAAUCUACACGGUUUUGUCUCGUCGACGUGGCCAUGUGACUGCUGAUGUUCCCCAACCAGGAACCCCUGCUUAUAUUGUGAAGGCAUUUUUACCCGUGAUAGAAUCAUUUGGGUUCGAGACAGAUUUAAGAUAUCAUACACAAGGUCAAGCUUUCUGCCUCUCGGUGUUUGACCACUGGGCCAUCGUCCCUGGAGAUCCGCUUGACAAAAGCAUAGUUCUACGCCCUCUUGAGCCUGCCCCAGUACAGCACCUUGCACGAGAGUUCAUGGUCAAAACAAGGCGUAGAAAGGGUAUGAGCGAGGAUGUGACGAUCAACAAAUUCUUUGAUGAUGCCAUGGUUGCAGAGUUGGCUCAACAGGCCGCCGAUCUUCAUCUGCAGAUGAUAUGAAGGGUGGAUGAUCCACUGAUUUCCUUCUCUUAAUUGCCUAACAUCUUAGGAUGCCCUGUGUUUUUGAGUAGUGUUGUUUUAUUUCUGUAUAUUGAAUGUGGAUGCCGCCUUGAGGAUAUCAAAUGUAGACCCCUGAGGAUUUUGAUUAUUGAGAUAGUUAUACACAAUUCUUAAUGUAUUUUCUCCACAAGGAUUUUUUUUCA
Amaranthus tricolor (Joseph's coat) is the source of this 3347-nucleotide messenger RNA. RefSeq names its product 110 kDa U5 small nuclear ribonucleoprotein component CLO. Lineage: Eukaryota; Viridiplantae; Streptophyta; Magnoliopsida; Caryophyllales; Amaranthaceae. The record is from RefSeq and is a predicted model, not a curated record. Bases 163 to 3144 code for a protein of 993 amino acids. Gene Ontology annotation, molecular function: translation elongation factor activity; GTPase activity; GTP binding. Gene Ontology annotation, cellular component: U4/U6 x U5 tri-snRNP complex; cytosol; U2-type catalytic step 2 spliceosome. The transcript is spliced from 11 exons. Gene Ontology annotation, biological process: mRNA splicing, via spliceosome.